GCAUAUUCAAGAUCUGGAGUUUAGCUCUGCUCCAAGCAAAGCCAGGACCUCCAAACAGGUGGUGUAUAUGAAUCAAGGUCAAGGGAAAACAAGCUAUGCUCGCAACUCGGGUAUUCAGAAUGCUGAGCAAAAGAGGUUGAAGCCGAUGAUAGAAGCAGCCAUUGCUGAUUUAUCUGGCAGCACAAGCACCAGCGCCUUGUUGCCAACAAAGAUGGUGGUUGCCGACCUGGGGUGCUCCUCUGGUCCAAAUGCAGUGGCAUUAGUGUCGAUCGCCAUCGACGCCAUCCACAUUCACUGCCUCCAGUUCUUACAGCCACCACCAGAAGUGUGCGUGCUCCUCAACGAUCUGCCUGAUAACGACUUCAACACGGUGGUGAAGAGCCUGGUCACACUCCAUCAAAGCAACAACGAACCUAUCGUCGCCACUGGUAUCGUACCGGGGUCUUUUUAUGAGAGGCUCUUCACUAGUGGUUCCUUGCAUCUUGUCUGCUCGUCCAACAGCCUACAUUGGCUCUCAAAGGCUCCUGAGGAUCUAACAAGGAACCAGAUCCCGGCGUAUGACAUUGAUGAGCACACUAGGCUUGAAAGGCACCCUAUGGUCAUUGAGGCUUAUGCACAACAGUUCAGGAAGGACUUCAGAAGUUUCUUGAAGUUCAGAGCCAAAGAAUUGAUCCCAGGAGGCCGGAUGGUCGUCUCCCUUGUAGGGGAUUUUUUGGACUCCGGUGUAAUUGCCCCCAAAUUCUCUCACAUGUGGGAAUUCAUAGCUCAGAUUCUAAGCGUAAUGGUCUCAGAGGGUGUGAUCGACAAAGCGAAGCUUGAUUCUUUCUACGUGCCACUCUAUGAACCUUCCGACAAAGAGCUGAGGGAGAUCAUUCAAGAUGAGGGCUCCUUCUCAAUCAGUGAGAUGCGGGUGCACGGCCCUCAAAGCGGGGUCGACAGCGCACUCAUGGUACCAAGGAGGUUUGUGAAUACGACGAGAGCCGUAUUUGAGCCAAUUAUAGUCCUGCAUUUUGGAGAAGUCAUGGAUGAAUUCGUGAGGACCUUGGAGCGGCGCUGGAGUGUGGAGGGCACCAUGCAAGACGACUUCACCAGAAGCCCACGACCGAGGGUGGCCGUAUCCUCAAGAAGGCAUGACCUGCAGGUUGGGCAGGUGCAGGCUAAGUCCAGCAAGUGGUGCAAGCUGAAAGAGGCUUAG
Triticum dicoccoides is the source of this 1195-nucleotide messenger RNA. Its product is annotated as salicylate/benzoate carboxyl methyltransferase-like. The record is from RefSeq and is a predicted model, not a curated record. Bases 68 to 1195 code for a protein of 375 amino acids. The transcript is spliced from 7 exons. Lineage: Eukaryota; Viridiplantae; Streptophyta; Magnoliopsida; Poales; Poaceae. Gene Ontology annotation, molecular function: methyltransferase activity.